UUAUAUAUAUAUGCAGCUGAUUUGUUUGUUACACAUAUAGUUUAACAUAUUAAGUAAAAUUUUCAUGCGUAAUGUACUUGUAUUAAAUGCAUCUGAACUGAAUUUUGACUGUUUGACUGUUGACACACGAGUGCGGGAAAACAAUUAAGUUGGUUUAUAGGCUGUCGACUUUAAAAGUGAAAAUAUAUUAGUUUUUCAGAAAGUACAAAAAAUGGAUAAAUCUCUACAUCAACAAAUUUACAAUAAUGCUACACGGAGCCCGUAUAGCAUACGCACACGCCAAAGCUCGGCGAGUUCAUUGUCUGCCCGUAAAACCGGCUAUAAACGAAGUAACCUAUCCUAUGGCGGAGGCGCCACUGCUCCAAGCGUUUCUGGUCGAUCUAACCAAACUAUUUUGGGUAUUCGCUCCGAAAUGAAUAUUGUUGAGAGUUACGGAUUUCAGUUGCCGGUUGUUGUAAAUGAGGCGUUAAACUUUAGUGAAAAGAAUCAGCAUGUUUCAGUAAUGUGUUCUCCAAACGGUUGGGCGUGGGCUGUCCAUUUACGUCAUUUGUACAUUUGGCAGUACAAAGACACGCGUUCACUACAACAAAAUAAGGAGCAAAUGCGCACGCCACAGCGACGUGGUGCUAGUGCACAAUGCAGAGAGUUGACGUUACCGCACUGCGAUAUUGGACAUAAAGCGAGCUUGGUUACUGUUUUUGUAGGUGAAGGACAACAAAUGGCAUCUUGUAUAGCAGUAUCACCAACUGGUGAUGUGCGUUACUGGACAUCAAUUGCUCAUGAUGGUUCUACAGUUGAUGCAAAUGGCAUAUUGGAAGGGCAGGAAUUUGAUUAUUUGAUGGAAGUGCCAUAUCAUCAAGGCUAUCUGCUAGUUACCACGACAUGUAGCUUAGUGUCAUUACAAUUACAAUUGGUUAAUGGUAGACAAAUUCUGCAUCAUAAAACCAUAAAACAGCCCACAGGAUUUUUAGGAGGGUUCGGCAAAAAAUUUGCAUCGAUUAUAAUUGGUUUAAAUAGCAGCAACGAUAAGGAAAAUAAAUUUGUAAGUAUCGCCUGUGAGGAAGAAGAUGAUGAGAAUGCGGUUGUGACUUUGCUCGCUGAUCGUUGGAUACAGCGCUGGCGAAUUGCUAAUCAAGGCACCUCAGAACAAUUUAUUUAUGAAGACUGUGAUAUUGUGCGCAAAAUACGGGAAGAAUUUAUACUUAAAUUUUGGCAAACAAGAGUUGGAAAUCCUGAAAUUGAACUUCACUUACUUGACAUGCAUUUAUUUGAUAAUAAAAUGUAUGUGCUUGGUGGAGCUGUAAAUUCAACACAUGCGCCUCAAAUGUGUUAUGGCAUUUCUGUUCUUGCACCUACGUCCGAUGAAAUGGAAUUAUUGAACUUUAUGCCAUUAAAAUUCUCUCAAUUCUUUAGUACUGGCACUGAAAAAGAUUGCCUUAGUUUACGUUUUAUUAUAUCCCGCUUACAUAUAUAUUUAUAUACAGAUAAAGCAAUUUAUCCAGUCAGUUUAAGUAAUCCUACUUCGACAGAUUUCGAGGCAGAGAAAAUUGAAUUUCAAGUGUUAGAGGAUCGUAUUUUGAACGCCACCGUUUCCAAUAACUUACCGCUUUUCUUUAGUCGCGCGCAUGGAUUAGUUUGCGUUACACCAGCUGAUAUCGAUAGUCCUGAACUCUUUCACACGUCAAGAAAUACCACCGACUUUUAUAUUCCACAAUCAGAGGCUACUUUGCGAGAACAGACUUUGAUAGAUCCCAGUAUGGUAGAUGGUAAUUUGUAUAUGUUUGAUUUGGAUCCUGAAGCUAUGUACAAUGAGUUUAAGGACGGAGUUAGUCAGUUGAAAGCAGCUUUUAUUUAUCGUCUUAAGCGGAACAAUAAUAUGAGCACGACUAUACUAAACGAUUUGCUGCGUAGUACUGCUGAAGCACAAACUGCUGGCGCAUUAACAGAUACAAAUGAGUUAGACAAAAUUGUGGUGACGAUAGCUGAAGAUCUUGCAGAGGAUGUACCUGCAGCAGAUCCACGCUGGGAGCAACUGUGGAAUGAGAAUCAAAACAAUAGACAUGCGUUAGGCAGUUCUUCAUCUAUGCAAAUUUUGACCCAACUCAAGGAAAAAAAUCUAGCAUUGAGACAUUUUGUGGAUUUUUUGCACACAACUGGUAUUUGGGAUAAGUUGCAAACGUUGCACAGUCCUGGAAGUAGUGGUGCUUUGAUUAAGUCAACCUGUAACAUUAUAUCCGACAUAAAUGAGAAGAUUAUAGGCGCUAUAGCCUUAAGAUCACAACAAGUCAAAUUUUCAAGUCUUGUAGAUGAAGCUAUACAACGAGUUAUUGUAGGCUGGAAUAAUAUGCCUGAGGGUGCUUUAACAGCACAGGAUUUAUUUUAUGUACGCAUUUGCAAAUUCCAGGACCUCUUUCAGGCGUUAGCCGAUAUUGUUGACGAACGUAUUACAAAGCAGAAACAGUCUCUUGCUGUGACAAAUUUAAUUUGUGACAUCAAUGCAAUCGUUUUACACUUGCUCAGCGAAAUUCAUACCUUUCGUGAACAAAAUGCAUCAAUAUUUUCACUGCCUGCCGAUAAAUUGGAUAUGUAUGAAUAUUUGCCUUGGACUGCCAUGAGUGGCUCUGCUGGCAUGAGGGAUGUUCUAAAUCACUUGGUUGAUAUAACAACGCGUUAUGGCACACGUACUCCUUGUGAUCCAUCCACUAAACAAAAAUUAUAUCAGCAGAUCUUAGAGCUAAUCGAUUACAUACUCGACGGUCGAAAAUCAUACUUGGAUAGCAUACGCGACACAGAGAAAUACAAUGUUUUCUUGCAACAAUACGAAUCGCAACGUUUGAGUUUGAUUUCUCUUUUAAUUAACGAUGAACAGUAUGAGCUCGCCGCAAAGUUGGCUGAGAAGUACUUAGACUUCCAAUGUUUAGUAAUAAUAUGCGAUCAAAGUGACAGUCAGGAGCGCCUUGAUCAUUAUAUAAAAAAGUUUGAGGAAUACGAUUUCUCACAGUUUGCAAUUAACUGGCAUUUACGUCAAAAUCGUCAGGGCGAUGUAUUUGAUCGUUUCAAAGAAAAUCAAGCUGCCUUAUCACAAUUUAUGCGAGAUCAUCCGACUUUGGCUUGGAUACAGCUGAUAUAUAAUGGGGACUUCGAACGGGCAUCAAAAACUCUUCUGCAGUUGGCACAAAAUGAAACUGAAUUAGUAACAAGAAAAAAGGCCAUGUUAUCCUUGUCAAAAUUAGCAUCCAUAGCAUCGUUGGAGUCUGAUUUGAGUACACAAAUUGAAAAUAUAAAUACUGAACAAAAAAUUAUUGAUUAUCAAGAACAGCUAAGUGCUGCACUAUUGGAAAGCUUUGGUUUUGAUCCUGAAAAUCAGAAAGUGUUGAAAGUGGAGGAGAUUAUAAAUCUUAUAAUAACGGAUGAAAAUGAGAAAGCCACAGAGGAGGACUUUCGUAAAGCACUCGAAUUGUUAAACUAUAUAGAGGAGCCUUACGAAGCAAGGCAUAAAAUUUGGUGUGCUGCAAUUUUACGUGAUAAUUGGAUUGACUAUGAUAUCAAUAAUGCCAUUGACCACGUACAAAACCUCUUAUUUUUUAAAUUGACCGAAGUGUGUCAUUUAAUGGGCACUGAGCUCGAGACAUUCUUACCACCAAUUGAAAAUUUCCUUAAUGCUGAAGACUUGGAGGAGGUGGCACACAACACGUCAUUUCAAUAUUUACUCAAGUUGACAUAUGAAUGCAUCAAUAAUUCCUUUAAGAAAAGUGAUGAAAUGGAAACUUGAGUCAUAGCAUUUAGAAUUCAAAAUAUUUUUAGUAU
Messenger RNA from Teleopsis dalmanni, 3807 nucleotides. RefSeq names its product nuclear pore complex protein Nup133-like. Gene Ontology annotation, cellular component: nuclear pore outer ring. NCBI's taxonomy places the organism in Eukaryota, Metazoa, Arthropoda, Insecta, Diptera, Diopsidae. The record is from RefSeq and is a predicted model, not a curated record. Gene Ontology annotation, molecular function: protein binding; structural constituent of nuclear pore. Gene Ontology annotation, biological process: transcription-dependent tethering of RNA polymerase II gene DNA at nuclear periphery; protein import into nucleus; poly(A)+ mRNA export from nucleus. The transcript is spliced from 13 exons. The coding region runs from base 212 to 3772 and encodes 1186 amino acids.